Messenger RNA from Setaria italica (foxtail millet), 1005 nucleotides. RefSeq lists its product as uncharacterized. The record is from RefSeq and is a predicted model, not a curated record. Gene Ontology annotation, molecular function: protein binding. Bases 1 to 1005 code for a protein of 334 amino acids. The transcript is spliced from 3 exons. Lineage: Eukaryota; Viridiplantae; Streptophyta; Magnoliopsida; Poales; Poaceae.
AUGGCGCCGCCGCGCCGGCUGCCGGAGCUCAUCGACGGCGCCACCGAGGAGAUCCUCCUCCGCAUCGCCCCGGAGGAGCCCGCGCACCUCGUCCGCGCCUCCCUAGUCUGCAAGCUCUGGCGCCGCCUCCUCGUGGACCCCGCCUUCGUCCGCCGGUACCGCGAGUUCCACCGGACGCCUCCGAUGCUUGGCUUCUUCCAAAAUCAGCUCGCCGCCGCCGACCGCGUCCACGCACCCUGGUUCGUCCCCACCACAUCAGCACCCCCCUUGCCGCAGCUGGCGUUCGAAUAUUCCACGGGAUGGGAAGUGCUCAGCUCUUGCCAUGGGCGGGUCCUCGUCGGCCACGGGUCCAUCGGCAUGAACCUCGUUGUCUGGGAUCCCGUCACGCGCCUUCGGCAGAGGCUGCCCAUGCCCAGAAUGCGGCUGUGCUUCAACUACUCCUAUGCGGUUCUCUGCGCCGUGGGCAGCUGCAACCACCUCGAUUGCCACGGAGGCCCCUUCCUAGUGGUCUCCGUGGGUUCUUGCCCCGUUGUAAGUGCUCCUGCCACUGACAGGCUCGCACGGGCGUGCGUGUACUCAUCAGAGACUCGUGCGUGGGGCACACCCACCUCUGUUGACUUGGGCGUCAGUGGCAAUGUCAACAACAAAAGGAGUGGUGCUGUUGUCCGAGAUGGCAUCUAUUUCGCCCUCACCUGGGGUGAAAGGAUUCUGAAAUUUGAUUUGGUCAAGAAUUGCUUAUCUAUUAUUUUCACACCAGACGUGUACCAAUGCGGUGUUGUCCUCAUGCCAAUGGAGGAUGGUUCGCUUGGGCUCGCCGCCUCGCCGGCAUCAAGUGUUCAAGCCUUCACCUGUGAUGUUGGUGUUUUCAUGAUGGAGCUCAAGUCAGGUCGGAAGAGGAAGGUAGGCGAGUCCAGGGUUAUUGGUACUAUCAUCCCGUUCAUGAGCUUCUACACUCCAGAUUGUGGGAGCAGAAAAUUGCCACCACACAUGCAGGAGAGAAAUUAA